Molecule: messenger RNA, 3399 nt
Organism: Pseudonaja textilis
Lineage: Eukaryota; Metazoa; Chordata; Lepidosauria; Squamata; Elapidae
Biological process (GO): SCF-dependent proteasomal ubiquitin-dependent protein catabolic process
Cellular component (GO): SCF ubiquitin ligase complex
Molecular function (GO): protein binding
Source: RefSeq, a predicted model, not a curated record
AUGGAGGAGAUGGAAUAUCUAUCUCAGAAAGUACUACACCUAUCUGUUGCUGAUACUGUUCAUGAAAUCUCUGUACCAUUUACUCCUAUAACUUGCUAUGGAAAAAAAAUGCCUUAUUCGGCAGAUAAUAACAAUUCCAUACAGUCUAGAAGUUGUUCGCUAAAUUUUACAACUACUAGUAAGAUGGGCUUUGACGAACCUAGCAAAACAGUAAAUGGAAACAAGCAUUCAACCAUUUGGAAGCUCUCUGAAGUGACCUCUCUAAGAAAUGAAGAAAUAGCAAGAGCUACAGCUGGACUUGCAGAAAGAAAAUGCUUAAGGAAUAAAUGUAUUUCAAAAUUAGAUAAUGAACUACAUAGGGAACGUAGCAUCCCCGAGAUUCAAAAACUCAAAGAUGUAAAUUGGACAGAAUUGUUUCUUGAUCAGUCUUCCAUUGGGGAUAGUCAUCAAUCUGUCUUAGAUCACUGCAUAUUUAAAAAGAUGGUUCAAAAUAACAGGGGCAAAGAUAAAAAGCCUGACACUUUUGAUCCAAAGCUAUUACAUGCAAAUAUUUUUAACAGUUCUGUAGCCUUUGUAAAUAAUUCAGAGAAUUUUGAACAAGAAACUCCUGGGACAUUGGUAAAUAAUAAUACAUUACGUCCUGCAAACAUAAUUUCAGAUUCUAUCCAGGCAACCAAGUAUAACAAUGAAAACUAUUUUUGGGCUCCACUCAGUUCAGAUGAAGAAUGGACAAAUAGGACAAAAAAUAAUUUAAAGUGGCCAAGUAUGGACAGCAAAAAUUAUAAAAACCUUGGUGAUAGUGCUAACUUUGACAAUCCAACCAUUAUGAAAUAUUUCAGUUCGCCAAUGCUGGAAGAGGAAUUUGUCUUCAAAAUAAUGCCUGACAGUUGUGAAAAAUGGAAUCUAGGAAUAGAAACCUUGCAAAUUCAAGAAUAUAAAUGCAAGAAUUUUACACAGACCCCAAAAUAUGAAGAUUUUAGUGGAACACAAAAUUCCAUAAAAAGCAACCAUGAAGAGUCUAAAAAGGGAAAUAUCAAUUUUCUUUCUAAAUUUACAGUACAAGAAGAUAUGUUGAGGGAUCAGAUGUCAGAUAUUCAACCACUAGAGAGAGCCUCAGACCAGAGAAAUGAAUCUAAAUUACAGCAAAUGCUGGAAAUGGACAAGAUUUUUAAAGGGAGGAAAUAUAUCGGAGAACAGGAUUUCAAUUUUAAGAAAGCUACAUAUCCAAAAGAUACAGAAUUAACAUCUCCGUUGGACUAUCCAUUGGAAAUUAAGAGCAGUUCCGUGAGUUCAUUACUGAAGCCUUCAGAAAAUAAUACUUACAAAGAGGGCUCGGACUCUUUGAAUCCCAGUCCUAAAGGCAUGAAUAAAAGUAAUAGUGACUGUGUUUUGCUAGUUGGGCCAUCCCAGAUCAGUGAUGAUCAGGUAAUACAUAAGCCUUGUAUCAUCUCCAAAAAUGAGCAAGGUGCUAUAAAUGAUAAUAUUUCUGCAACUGGUCUCCAACCAGCAGAUGGUGCUAAAGAGUUCCCCACUGCAACUAUUAAGUGGGAUGGUCAUGAGAAAUUUUGCAGCAAUACAAUCCCAUUAGAUUUCAGCCAUAGUGAUGGCGUUUUGGCUAAAUAUUAUUUUUAUUUGAGCUAUCUCAAUGAGUCCAAAAGAUUUCGCUGUGAAAAUGCCCAUCAGUUCUUUUUUUGUCAAGAACAUGGUUUUUUCAAAGAAGCCUAUUAUGAUACUGGACCCUGCUACUGUAAGAAUGGUAGCAUGUAUGAGGAACAGACAGAUGAAAAUAUGAACCAUGAUCUGGGAACUUCUGAAGGCAAGGAAAGGACUGAGAUCAUCAAACAGCAAAAUCAUUUCAAAGAUCAGAUGUUGAAGCCUCAGUUUGCAAAUGGCAGCCCCAAACAAAUGGAGAGAACAGGCAGUUUUAAAGACCAGGAAGUUUUUGAAAGCAGGAAAUCAAGCCCAAAACAGGCUAAUCCUAAGAAACAUUGGGAAAGAGCCAACAUUUUAUGCUCAUCUUACACACAGAGAGAACUGAAGCCAAGAUCACGAUGUGUCCGAAGACCUGCAACAGGCAAGAAGUUAAUGAGGAAGAACAAUUAUAACUCUCAGAACCAAACGUCUUCAGGGACACAAUGUAGGCUGCAGUAUGAAAACGCUUCUCAGGGUUAUAACAAAUUAAACAUGAAAAGUGACUGCAUUCUCACACCAUGGCUGCUGCUUCCUGAUGAAUUGUGGCUUUGUAUCUUUUCCCUGCUGACUCAUAAAGAUAUUUCCCAGAUUUCCCAGGUCUGUCGUCACUUUUAUCAACUAGCUGGAGAUAAAUUCCUUUGGAAGAAGAUUCAGCUUAAAGAUUGCCACUGCUUGAACAAUGACUGGUUGAUUAGUUUAGGAAAACACCACCCUGAGUGUUUCACUCUUGAUCAUUGCCAUGAUAAAGAUCACAGAAUUUCUGAGGUUGGACUAAAACAAUUCUUCCAAUACUGUGAAGGAUAUCUCAAGGAACUGAGUAUAAAAAACUGCAGUGGUUCUGGAUAUAAAGGGGACAGAAUUCUCCUUCAUGCAAGCACCUUUUGCUAUAAUUUGGCAGUUGUAGAUAUAAGUUGGACAGGAACUACUGAUUUUGGACUUGAUGCUCUAGUCAAAGGUUCUAGAAGUUUACAGUGUUUUUCUGCUAAUGGAUGCCAGAUAACGAAUGAAUCAGUAAUGGCCUUGAUUGGAAAGCAUGGAAAAAGCCUUAAGAAAUUGGAAAUGUUUGGCUGUCAAGCCAUUACGGACAAAUGCUUGAAAUCAAUAUCUACUAAAUGUUUAGGUCUAGAGGUUCUGAAUAUUGGCAGAGUUCAUAGAAUCUCGCAGGACUGUUUAGUGCAAACGGUAAAUUCAUUGCAAAAGCUUACAAGCCUCAAUGUCACAGGCCUUGAAAUGAUGAGGGAUUCUCUAGUACAUUAUAUUGUGAAGUGUCCUAAAUUGGAUUGUUUGGUUCUUAAUUCGUGUGCUCAUAUAACUGACAUCAGUCUAAUUGAAAUUAGCAGGGAUUUGCCAGGGAUCAGGUACCUUGAUGUUAAUGGAUGUAAAGACGUGAGUGAUAUUGGAGUUCAAGCUUUGGCAAGGAAUUGCCGUAAGCUUUCUUAUCUUGAUUUGAGCUCCACAGCAACAAGCAAAAGAGGGGUUUGCUUGCUGGCUAAUUUCUGCUUUAAUACCUUAAAGUGUCUGAAGCUUAGUUUCUGCAGAAAUAUCUCUCUAGACACAGUUGUAAAACUAUGUAAAAACUGCAAAAGACUGCAAAUACUUCACUUAUAUGGUUGCCGCUUUAUACCUGAUUUGGAAUCCAUUACAAAAGUUAAUAAAACUGUUAAAAUAUUUCAUGACCUGACAUGCAACUGUGAAGUUGUUACCUGA